UAUCCUAGUAGAACUGCUGUCGUAAAUCAUGGAGAACUUGUCGCCAGAAGGUCGGGCAGCAAUUCAAGAUGCUUUCGAAGCAUUGCGUGAAACAGUGAGCAAGCAACUGGAUAACGAGAUCGAGCAGAGGCUUAAGGAGGGCGAUCGAUCACGCGAAUUUCUCACAGAAGAGCUUGAAAUAUUGAGAUCUCGCUCUAACGAAGUUGAUCGGUUGGAGGAGGAAAACCGAAAGCUUAGGACGAAACUCCUCCAAAUCCAUCAGCAAAAUCGAUCCGUCGAGUCAUCUCGAGGGAGCCCUCGGCCGAGUUAUGUGACCAGCGACCAAGCCACCAACACAGACAUUGCGUCUGCAGAGGCUUCUGGAAGUGGAGGCGAUCUAGAGAAUGUUCUAAGGGAGAGCCACAAGCUACGCCGGAAAUACACUGCUCUGGAUCAGAACUUCAGAAUCCUGAAAGCAGAGUUCAACAAGAGAAGGGACGAGAGGAAGGAGGAGAUCAAGAGAUGGGAAGACUAUGCGACAGAAUUGGAGGCCAAGAUCAGCUUUCUGGAGCAACGUGAUGAUGGCACUGAUGCCGCGGCGUACACAACAGAAGCCCUUCCAGAACAAAGUAGGCCGCGCGCUCACUUGACUUCGAGGUUGACGCUUGAUCCCGAAAUUGGUAUCUUAACGACACCCAGCAACUCGGGGGCCUUGCGACAAUCUUCUGCCGACAGAGCCCCCGUACAGUCAGAUGGUGUAGAGACGCAGGAUCUGCCUGCCUCAGACUCGACGGAGGGAGAGACGACUGAGGGCAGUAAGGAGGCCGAUGCUGUCACUCUUCCGCCGUUGAGACAGACCGCCAAAACGGAUUCAGACAUUCGCAUCAAACCAGAGCCCUCCUCCGACGGUCCUGUUGUCGUCUCCGAGCGCCUUGUGGGCAAGAGAAAGCACGCUGAUUCCUCCUUGCAACAACAAGGACGACGCAGGAUAAAGAUAGAGAGCUCGAAUCUUGCUACGGACCCUGCGACCAGCCAGCUUCAGCAAGAAAGUAUGGAUCUAGAUGAGGUCGGUCAGAGACUAAGCACGCCACGGAAGAAUAGGUUAUUGGCCGAUGCCCUGGCCACGCCUGGUCAACUUGACAUGGAGAGAGCUCAGACGGCCGCACCUGUCUUUGUCAGGCCGGACGACACCAACACCCCCACAGCCAGGAUAUCCAAUUCAACAGCAGUGCUGACACCGGUCAAUCCUAACGCUCGUCCGGUGCGCCCGUAUGAGUUCAACACCGCGGAGAAGCCAACAAGGAAAGGACUCGCCCAAGGCAUAAGAAGUCUAGCCGAGGACGGAGUUGUUUAUGAUAAAACAGGUCGUGGAGAGCCGGCAGGGCUUUUCCGCACUCCGCAACCUCCCGGUCGCUUGAGCACGCUGUUAAAUGCACCGUCUCCUGAGCAGGCUCCUGCCAUAGUACGAUCAGCACCUCGUCUCCGGGAUACAGGGCGAAUGGCGGAGGAGGGACCUCAAUUCCCUGAGCGUCGGGAAUUGCCAUUCAAUAAGGAGCGCCGGGAGAAGUUUUCGAUAGGAGCCCCCGUCAAUCGAAGGGAGCACGAAGAGAACACGGAGCCUGCCACAACCCGCGGGCAGUCCCGAAAUCGUGCGACGGUUGGGGCACAGCUGUCAUCCCAGAAGGGGUCACUAAGAUCAAAGCCCGCCUCAUCUCUGCGGCUCGAGGACUUCAAGGUCAACCCGAAGUUCAACGGCGGUUCCGACUAUGCAUUCUCAGAGGUGGUCAGGAACAGAGACGACAGAGCCUGCUUGCCUGGCUGUACAGACAUGAAUUGCUGUGGUCCACAAUUCCGCGCCAUGGCUUUAGCCCAGAAGAACAACGUCGAGCGAACUCCGGCAGCAGACACCAAAUUGUUUGAGGAUUAUCUCGGUGACAGAAUCACCAUCAUUUUGGGGAUGUCCAAGGUGGAGAAAGAAGACUUGUGGAUAGAGGCCAAAACAUGGCAGCUUGCGAAUGAGUUGGGCAAACAUCGUCACAGUUAUGCUCGAAGGCCAUCUCCUCCGGGAUUCUGGAACGCGGAUUUCCCUACUACGCAGGAGGAUGAGGCUGAGAGGGCAGAAGGCGAGAAGAGGGAGAAGCAGAUGGUCCAAGAACGGUACCGGGAAGCGAUGAGAGGAGGAGGACGCUGGAUUUUCAAGGAUGAGUGAGGUAGCUGUCGAAGACGGGCUCUUAGCGAGGUGCAUAGGAGCGUUUUGGUUCCAACAGCAGAUAUUGAUGGUCUAGGUAUAGACUGGGUUGUCGUAGCAAGACUUCCAACUAGAUAGAGUCAAGGCCGAGCUGGCAUGCGCUUCAUAUUGAGGGGUGAGUGACUAGGAUUCUGCAGGCCCCAAUACCAGUAAGAAGUCGCAAAGCUUUUGUGCAGACUCGAGCUAUGGAUCACUCAAAGGCCGCAAAGCCCUCGAGUUCCGUCCUGGCACGGAAGAGUGAAUGCUGUCUUAGCGAGACGAGGUCUUGACUUAGCACAGUGCUACGGGGCACGCUGGAGCUUGUUGCAAUAUCCGUGAGCAGAAUGCCAGAAAUAU
Colletotrichum phormii is the source of this 2563-nucleotide messenger RNA. RefSeq names its product DNA repair protein/CtIP. Gene Ontology annotation, molecular function: damaged DNA binding. The record is from RefSeq and is a predicted model, not a curated record. Lineage: Eukaryota; Fungi; Ascomycota; Sordariomycetes; Glomerellales; Glomerellaceae. Gene Ontology annotation, biological process: DNA double-strand break processing involved in repair via single-strand annealing; DNA repair. The transcript is spliced from 2 exons. Bases 29 to 2188 code for a protein of 719 amino acids.